Molecule: messenger RNA, 1218 nt
Organism: Melanotaenia boesemani (Boeseman's rainbowfish)
Lineage: Eukaryota; Metazoa; Chordata; Actinopteri; Atheriniformes; Melanotaeniidae
Exons: 2
Coding region: 235-1218 (327 amino acids)
Biological process (GO): positive regulation of cyclin-dependent protein serine/threonine kinase activity; activation of protein kinase activity; brain development
Cellular component (GO): protein kinase 5 complex; cytoplasm
Molecular function (GO): protein kinase binding; cyclin-dependent protein serine/threonine kinase activator activity
Source: RefSeq, a predicted model, not a curated record
CUCCGUGCGCACAGCCCGUCGCCGCAGCCGCGGAAUCAGCGCAUCAGUUGCGGUCCUUCUGCGUCCCUUUGCCUGUUUGCACCGCCGCAGACUGCGCCACUGACAGCGGGCGGUUCACGCGUUUGAUGCGGGACAACCAGCUCUCCUGUCAUGUCGCCUCCGCUUGCCUCUUUGUGAUAUUCACAACUUCUGGAUUCUGAGAAAACAAAGAGAAGAAGAGUCGUCCUAAUCACCAUGGGCACCGUGCUGUCGCUGUCACCGGGCUCCCGGAAACCCGGUUACUAUGACAACCACCCGGGCUCGCUCAGCCACUACCCGAGCCUCAGCAGCCGCUCCCUGAACAGCCAGAAGGACCGUGGCCUGAAGAGAGGCCAGUCCAUCUUCCUGCCCGCGCUCACCUGGAAGCGACUCGUGGCCUCCACCAAGAAGAAGAGCAACGCCAAGAAGGGCCCCGGCGGUCCGGUGGCCCUCGGGGACCCUCUGAACAACAACAACAUCAACAUCUACCAGAAGGACCCUGUGCUACAUCUGAACCGGGAGAAUGUGAAGAAAUCCCUGUCUUGUGCCAACCUCUCCAGCUACGAGGGCCCAGCAGGACUGGGUCUGGGGCUCGGUUACGGACUGGGGAUGGGUCAGGGCCAUGGGUACGGCUACAGCAAGUCACAGCAGCUGUCCUCGGUGAAAAAGGUCCCCCAGGGGACGUCGUCUCCAAAGCGAGUCAUCGUCCAGGCCUCCACCAGCGAGCUGCUCCGCUGCCUGGGGGAGUUCCUGUGCUGCCGCUGCUACCGGCUGAAGCACCUGUCCCCGGCCGACCCGGUGCUGUGGCUGCGGGCCGUGGACCGCUCGCUGCUGCUGCAGGGGUGGCAGGACCAGGCCUUUGUCACGCCAGCCAACGUGGUCUUCGUCUACAUGCUGUGUCGGGACGUAGUGGAUGGGGAUGUGGUGGCGUCGGAGCACGAGCUGCAGGCCAUCCUGCUCACCUGCCUCUACCUGUCCUACUCCUACAUGGGCAACGAGAUCUCCUACCCGCUCAAGCCCUUCCUGGUGGAGGCGGGGAAGGAGGCCUUCUGGGACCGCUGCCUGGCCAUCAUCAACGCCACCAGCUCCAAGAUGCUGCGCAUCAAUGCAGACCCGCACUUUUUCACACAGGUCUUUGCUGAACUGAAGAGUGAAGGCGGAUGUGGGCCUCAGGACUAUAGCCGGGUUCUGGAUCGGUGA